Molecule: messenger RNA, 3073 nt
Organism: Carcharodon carcharias (great white shark)
Lineage: Eukaryota; Metazoa; Chordata; Chondrichthyes; Lamniformes; Lamnidae
Product: diphosphoinositol polyphosphate phosphohydrolase 1
Exons: 6
Coding region: 471-1007 (178 amino acids)
Biological process (GO): diadenosine pentaphosphate catabolic process; diphosphoinositol polyphosphate metabolic process; diadenosine hexaphosphate catabolic process
Cellular component (GO): cytoplasm; nucleus
Molecular function (GO): bis(5'-adenosyl)-hexaphosphatase activity; diphosphoinositol-polyphosphate diphosphatase activity; bis(5'-adenosyl)-pentaphosphatase activity
Source: RefSeq, a predicted model, not a curated record
GUGCAGCAGGUUCGGUUGUGGCGUGGUGCGGGUAAGAUGGCGGCGGCGGCGUUGGUGUUGGUGUCGGAGCGAAUGGCUGUGGGAAUAUGAAAAGACGGGGCGGAUAACUGUCCUGGCGGCUGAGCAUCCGGCUUCCUUUUGUCGUUCAUAUCUCCAAACGAGGAACCUUUUCUGCUUCUGUUCGCCUUUGUUUUUUUUCUGCGAAGUUUUUCUUUGAGGGAGAGAUUGAAAAAAAAAAUAAUUGAAACAGGACAGUUUACAUAAAUGAUGAAAUUAAAGCAGAACCAGACUCGGACUUAUGAUGGGGACGGGUAUAAGAAGCGAGCGGCCUGUUUGUGCUUCAAAAACGAGAGCGAAGAGGAGGUCCUGGGUCUCAGGCCAAUUUGGAUAAAUGGUACUUGUAUCUCUGAACACGCUGUGCAGGAAGAUCUGGAUGAAUUCUUCAGCCUCAGCUCUCCAAGUUACUCUUGAUGAUAUGGAAAAUUCAUAUGGGGUUGCACGAUGAAGUCUGGGAUGAUCUUCAGUUAUCACAAUAUGUAAUGGAUGUCAUUUCUUCUUCCAGAAAGCCAUCAAUUGUUCUGUUGGUCAGCAGCAGUCGAUACCCAGACAGAUGGAUUGUGCCAGGCGGUGGCAUGGAGCCUGACGAGGAACCGAGUGUGGCAGCUGUCCGAGAAGUCUGUGAAGAAGCUGGAGUCAAAGGGACAUUAGGAAGAUUAGUAGGAAUAUUUGAGAAUCAAGACAGGAAGCAUAGAACAUAUGUGUACGUUCUGGUAAUAACAGAGGUGUUAGAAGACUGGGAGGAUUCAGUUAAUAUUGGGAGAAAAAGGGAAUGGUUUAAAAUAGAUGAUGCCAUUAAAGUUCUUCAGUGUCAUAAACCUGUACAGGCCUCGUAUUUUGAAACCUUCAAACAAGGCUAUUUGGCAAAUAAUGGAACUCCAGUUGCAACAUUAUCUGAAGAGAAGGCCUCAACAUACACCAAUCAGAGUUCAGUAUCCAGUAUUAGAUGACUGAGAGGAGCUCCACAGUAAUUGACUCAUCAUACAUCGAGUCCCAAAGGCAUGGACUUGAAAAGUGUUCUGUGAAAGAAUGUUUGAUCUAGUUUGAUUGCUUCUAUACAUUGUACAUGUAUAAAUAAAUUUUGCAUGGAGACCUGCGCAAUGUUGAUAACGAUACUUUAUAUUGUGAUGUAAAAUAUAGUGCUGAAGAUCAAAGCCAUAACUAGUAAGUUUUUUUUGUUAGAUAUUGUAUAUUUUUGAUAGGAUUGUGAAAUUAAGGUACCAGUGUUACAUCCAGUUGUCUCCCAGGUAUUAUCCUAUAGAAUUCCUAAUUGUCAGGUGACUUGGAUUUCAACCUAGGGAUAUUGUUUGGGUGCCAAGUGGGUAUCGAUUUUAGUUCUCUGCAACUUUUUAUAUAUAGCUUUUGUAAAUUUUUUGCUGGCUUUAUCACCUGCACUACUGCUGUUUACGUCAAAAAAAGGAAGCUAUGGAACUAUCGAUCACUGACCUGUACUACUUUGUGGAAUAACAUUCAUGACACACACUUCAUCACAGUACUUCUGUUAGCUUGUACACAAACUGCUAAAUAAGGCCUUUAAAGCAUUUUACCUUAUGUAAGACGAGUUCAAGCCAUGCAUAUUGGGUCUUACCUUCUGUGGAGCUUUGGAUUAUAUUCUGUUUAGCAGUACACAUUUCUGUGUCACGGCUUCAUUUUCCUGAUCUCUGCUAUUCCCCCUCUUUCAUUCUACACUGGAGUUUAAGGAUGUUCUUUGCAGGCAAUUCAAGGUCUUAACAGAGCUGAGAAUUUGGUGUUUUGAAUUUUCUGAUUGUGUUUUUGUUCUUGCAAUUUAAAAAGGACACUGUAUACUGCUUAAGCAUUUAAACUGUGUAACCUGGUUUUUAAAUUCCAACUCUGGAUUAGUAACACGUGGAGCAAAGAUUACCCUGUACAGUACAUUUUCCUUUUUUAAAAAAAUUCUUGGUUUGCUUUUUUACUGAGACAAAAUAUAGCACUGUUUCUUUUGAAAUGAGUGUUAUUGAUCACCAAAAUAAUUUCAACCUAUUUAAUUGAUUAAAUUUGUUUUAUUUUUAAUUAAUACGGAAGUCCAGAAAUCUGAGUUUGCCAUAGAAUAUUGGCCUCAAAACUUGUACAGUCUGCCAGCUAACAACAGGUUGUACCUCAUAGUGUCAAUAGAGAAAGGAACAUUGCUGGAGAAAACACCCUUUUAUCAACCUAAGAAUGAGCUGAUUUUUUUUAAACUCAUAUCUAGACAGAUAUCCUUUCAUUCAGUUCAGUCAGUUUAAAAGCAGUGUAAAUAAACGUUCACUAUUGUAGAACUGAUGAAUACUAACAUCAUUGUACUAAUUAUUUUUUGCAAUUUUUUCCCAAUCAAAUUUUCCCAAAUUUUUUAAGAUGUUGGAAGAUUUGGAAGUGUAGAACUAUUGCUUUACACAGGUGAAGAAAUAACUCUCUAAUCCCCUGGCUCAGUGGUGAGGGUUUAAAACAAACUGGAGCAGCAUCAGAAAACAGUUCUCACUAAAGCAUUGCCCCAUUCUCUAGUGAUGUUUAAAAAAUGACAACUAUUAUUAAUUGUUUACCUAUGUUUAAGUACAUAUCUGAAAAUGUGCUAAUGUGAUUAAUGAAGUUUCAGUCAAAGUAAAAUUGAGUACUGAAUCACAAGACUGCUUUGUAUUUCUGGACAGCAGACAUGAAAAUCUUGUUGAUAUGUAAAAAGUGAAACAAAUGGAAUCAGUUGAUUAUGACCACUUAAUGCUUUCAGCUUUUACCUGCAAUUAAUGCACUGUAAAUACGUGUCAUUUUUGGUGCUUUCCUGUGUAAAGCCUUAGAUGGAAGGGAUAAGUGCUAGUUUUUACAAUGGUCAGUAUUGGUAAGAAUAUGAGGCAUGUUAUCCUGCCCUUCACAUUUUAACGCAACUGUUAUACAUCAAUUCAAAAGAUUCAGUCACUGGAGGAAGUCUUAUUUUACCUGACUUGAGUGUGAUGCACAUGUGAGACAAGAGAUUGAAGAUUGUAAUAAACCUGUGCCAACAAAUAAAAACUCACCAGUAUUUCAGAAA